Messenger RNA from Eurytemora carolleeae, 732 nucleotides. RefSeq names its product cell wall integrity and stress response component 1-like. Lineage: Eukaryota; Metazoa; Arthropoda; Copepoda; Calanoida; Temoridae. The record is from RefSeq and is a predicted model, not a curated record. Bases 1 to 711 code for a protein of 236 amino acids. The transcript is spliced from 8 exons.
AUGUCUAAGAUCUACUACAUCGGUUUUUUGUCUGGAUUAAACAGUGGGUCUUUUUCUUCAUCAAAUUCAUCACCUCCUUCUUCUUCUUCUUCUUCUUCUUCUUCUUCUUCUUCUUCUUCUUCUUCUUCUUCUUCUUCUUCCUCUUCUUCAUCACCUUCUCCAUCUUCUUUAUCCUCAACAUUUCCAACUGUUAAAGAAGACGAAGAACUGGCUUUCCUUUUAGAAAAAACGGAUAAACAGUUAUUUUCUGCAUUAUUUAUAGGAGUUCUUUUUACAGGCAUCCUUUAUUCAGUUCUUCUUCUUCAUUUUCCUAAUCUAGCGACUGAGCGAAACUGUUCUUCCAACUUAAGUUCUGGAGAUAUAAAAAGUGCACUGGCCUGUCCAGCACUUCAGAACCCAGGAGCUGUUGCUCUUACAGUAGUUUGGAUUCCUAUACUGGUGAUUACAGUUCUGCAGGGGUUCUCCACAGCUGUUAUUCAAUCUUUCAGUUCUGAGGAGCAGGAUACAUUUACUCCUUCAGUAAUCAACCAAUCCCCUGCAGCGGCAACCACCUCGGAUAAACGACUAGAAGCCGCCGCUGACACGGCGGCGGCAAAUAGCUUGAAUAAACGCUUGGCAGCCGCCGCUGAGAUGGAUGAGAAAAUAGCCGCUGAAACCGCCAACAUUAUGAGACUUAUACAGAUGUACGAAUUAGACCUUAAUUAUUUGUAGAAUAUAGAUUAAAAGUUAAAA